Molecule: messenger RNA, 951 nt
Organism: Loxodonta africana (African savanna elephant)
Lineage: Eukaryota; Metazoa; Chordata; Mammalia; Proboscidea; Elephantidae
Product: olfactory receptor 11G2-like
Exons: 1
Coding region: 16-951 (311 amino acids)
Biological process (GO): G protein-coupled receptor signaling pathway
Cellular component (GO): membrane
Molecular function (GO): olfactory receptor activity; G protein-coupled receptor activity
Source: RefSeq, a predicted model, not a curated record
ACAGCUCACAGACACAUGAAAAUCUUCAACACCCCCAACAACUCCGGCACCGUCACUGGCUUCAUCCUCUUGGGCUUCCCCUGCCCCAGGGAGGGUCAGGUCCUCCUCUUUGUGCUCUUCUCUGGUGUCUACCUUCUGACCCUCAUGGGGAAUGGUUCCAUCAUCUGUGCUGUGUGCUGGGAUUGGAAACUCCAUACACCCAUGUACAUUCUACUUGCCAACUUCUCCUUCCUGGAGAUCUGCUAUGUCACCUCUACCGUCCCCAAUAUGUUGGCCAGCUUCCUCUCUGAGACCAAGGUCAUCUCCUUCUCUGGGUGCUUUCUGCAGUUCUAUUUCUUUUCCUCCCUGGGGUCUACAGAAUGCUUUUUCUUAGCAGUUAUGGCAUUUGAUCGUUACCUUGCCAUCUGCCAGUCAUUGCAUUACCCCACUGUUAUGACUGGACGUCUCUGCACCAAUCUUGUGGUCAGCUGCUGGAUACUUGAUUUCCUCUGGUUCCCGGUCCCUAUCAUCAUCAUCUCCCAGAUGUCCUUCUGUGGAUCUAGGAUUAUAGAUCACUUCCUGUGUGACCCAGGUCCUCUGUUGGCACUCACCUGUCCCAGAGCCCCGGUGAUAGAGUUCCUCUGGAUGAUUUUAAGUUCUCUGCUCUCAUUUAUUCCUCUCCUCUCUAUCAUGGGGUCCUAUGCUCUGGUUCUGAGAGCUGUAUUGAGGGUCCCUUCAGCAUCUGGACGAAGAAAGGCCUUCUCCACUUGUGGAUCCCAUUUGGCUGUGGUUUCACUCUUCUAUGGUUCAGUGAUGGUCAUGUAUCUGAGCCCAACAUCCAAGCAUGAAUCUGGAAUGCAGAAGAUUGUGACCCUGUUUUAUUCUGCAGGAACCCCACUCAUUAAUCCUGUGAUCUACAGUCUGAGGAACAAAGAUAUGAAAUAUGCUCUGCAGAAAUUUCUUGGAACAUAA